ACGAAAUUUGGUUGGUUAUAAACCUUUUUAAACGAUUUUCGCAAUAAAAGUUGAAGGCAUUAUGUAUGAAUAAAUGCAAAUCGAGUAUAGAUGCGGCAUUCAUCGUGUCAAAAAUUUCUUGUUAUAAUCUUCUUACGCUGUAACGUACGUCAUUUUAAAAGUUUCUAAUGCCUCAAGAAUGAGGAGUUAUACAGGGUGUACAUGUGACCUAAUUAACGAAAUUUGGUUGGGUAUAAACCUUAUUAAUUAUUCAUGAUUUUCGCAAUAAAAGUUGAUGACAUUAUGUAUGAAUAAUUGCAAAUUGAGUACAGAUGCGGCAAUCAUCGUGCCAAAAAUUUCUUGUUAUAAUCUUCUUACGCUGUAAUGUACGUCAUUUCAAAAGUGUCUAAGCCUUAAUAAUGAGGAGUUAUAUGUCUUAACGUGCAUGUUAUUAAGCAGGCGAUAUUAACGAACCUUAUUAUUCCCAAGAUAGGAUAUUCCGCGAGCUGUGUUGAGCAGUUUAAUAAUGGCAUUGCUACAUUCAUCCUUUACACGCAAUUUCCACUUCAGACGAUCCUUCAGAUUAUCUCGGUCGUUGACUAUUAAAGAAAAGCGUUUACCAUCCUUUUCCACGUCGUCAACCGACAAUAAAGUGUUGCCGUUUGCUGAUAUUCCAGGCCCCAGGGGAACAUUUCAAAAUAUUCCCGACUACGUGUCGAACAAAGGUGCGAUUCUUGAAGUUGCGGCAAAGCGCUUUGAAAGAUUUGGUCCGAUAUACAGCGAAAAACUACUAAGCGAACAAAAUGUGAAUAUUUGCGACGCUGAUGCGAUACAGAAGGUUUUAAGCAGUGAAAAAAAAUUUCAGAUGCGGCCCGGUUUCGAUGCCCUCGCUGAAAUCAUUGAGGGCGACAACGGCCUUGGGUUUGCAUCAAACGACUACGAAAUAUGGCAUCAGGACAGAUCGAGAAUAUCGCCAAAGUUGAUGCGCCCAAAGGAAAUCAUGGAAACAUUUCCAAUCCUAAAUACUGUAGCGAAUGACUUCACGAAGCGAUUAGAUCAACUUAGAAAGUCUGACGGCGUAGUAGACAAUAUUCACGAGGAGUUAACGUAUUUCAUGGUGGAAUCGUUUUCUUCGUUUCUGUUCAAUCGGCGUCUUGGUUUCUACAACCAUCCGCCAGAACCUGCAGCCGUCGCGUUUGUAAACGCAGCUCUGGAUAUGAUAUACAAUAUUGGGAUGCUCUUUUACACGUUUCCUUUAAACAAGUAUAUCAGAACUCCGCCGUACUAUCGGUUGAAGAAAAAUCUUGCCACAAUCCAUACACUGGGUAUGGACAUUAUAGACGAGGUAUUUGCAACGAAGCAGCAGGAGCGCGAAAAAGAGUUUAGCAACAAUCAAUCAGUGUUUGAGUAUCUUGUUGAAAACGGUAUGAAUACGCCGAAGAGUUUGGCGGCCAUGGCAGGAUUGUUAGCCGCCGGCGUUGAUACAACAAGCAUUACAAGUCUCUGGCUCUUGUACGAACUGUCCCGGAAUCCAGACUUCCAGGAUAAAGUUUAUCAAGAAAUUGCAUCUGCCGUUGGUCCAAACGCAGAAGUAUCAGCGAACAAUGUCCCGUCGCUUCUCAAAGCAGCUUUGAAGGAGUCGCAACGCAUGUAUCCAGUCGCAGGUUAUAUUGUUCCUCGCGUGUUUCCUAAAGACCUCGAGGUUCUCGGUUACAACAUCCCAGCUGGUGUGAAUGUUUUCUUGCACGAAUAUUUGCUGUCCCUCGACGAGCGUUAUUAUGGGCAAGACGCGAAGCAGUUCGUGCCCGAGCGAUGGCUGCGUGAUGAAACUGGGGAGAAGAAAGAAUUUCAUCCGUUUACCACAUUACCAUUCGGUUAUGGAGUGAGAAUGUGCGUUGGACGAAGAAUGGCCGUGUCAACUAUCUAUACUCUGGUAAGCAAAAUACUACUCCGUUAUCGUUUGGAAUACGCGGGGGAAACCGAGGCUAAUCCAACUGUACAUGCAGGGAUUAUGAAACCAGACGGAGUUGUCCUAAUGAAGUUCAUUCCAAGAGAAAUGAAGAUAAUUUAGUAAAUAGUCAUGCAAUCACGAUUUUUUUGUCUCUAAAUUAAUAUUUUCAUAUAAUUGCAUGUUUAGAUGAUUGGAUAAUCGAUUUCGUUGUUUUAAUUGGCGAUCAAAUUAGGAUAUAGUUUAAAUUAAUUAAUAGGCCAUAGAAGGUCGAUGUUUUAGCAUCUAAACUGUAAUUCAUUGAAUUUGUAUGGACUAUAUUGUAUUAAAAUCGUACAGCAUGUUCUGCUUGAAGAACUAUAACCUUGAAAGAAACAUUUCAGUUAUGAGCAUUAUUUUUCUGUGCACUGAACGAGUGAGUGAGUGAGGGCGGAUCUAGGAUUUUUCAAAUCACAAUAAAAGUCCAGAUUGAGAAAAUUUUUCAA
Molecule: messenger RNA, 2412 nt
Organism: Dendronephthya gigantea
Lineage: Eukaryota; Metazoa; Cnidaria; Anthozoa; Malacalcyonacea; Nephtheidae
Product: cytochrome P450 27C1-like
Exons: 1
Coding region: 506-2050 (514 amino acids)
Molecular function (GO): heme binding; oxidoreductase activity, acting on paired donors, with incorporation or reduction of molecular oxygen; monooxygenase activity
Source: RefSeq, a predicted model, not a curated record